Monomorium pharaonis (pharaoh ant) is the source of this 2904-nucleotide messenger RNA. RefSeq lists its product as uncharacterized. Lineage: Eukaryota; Metazoa; Arthropoda; Insecta; Hymenoptera; Formicidae. The transcript has a single exon. The record is from RefSeq and is a predicted model, not a curated record. Bases 1 to 2904 code for a protein of 967 amino acids.
AUGGCGGAAAUCGGUGGUUUACGCAAGGCACGAGGCUACAUAAAGGCAAAACUGACAAGAUUACGAACAGCGGUAUUCCAAGCCACGGACAAUACCGAUAGCGAGUUCGACAAGGCUGAGGCAGAAACCAGGUUAGAGGCCCUGGAAGAAAUAUAUCGAGACUUUAAGCUGGUGCAAAGACAGCUGCUAGAAAUGGUGGAUGAGUUCACCGCAGACGAUACAGCCGAGGAUGAGAUCUUCGAGAAUAGAUAUUUCCAGGUAAAGGCGUUGUUAAAGCGAGUGGUAAGGCAGUCGUCACCGGAAGACGCUGCACCUGGCAACGCAGACGCGAUUGUGCGAUUGUUGCAACAGCAAACCGAGCUAAUUCGACAUAUAGGUCGCGAUUCUAGAAACGACGAUGCGGCAGUCGUGACACCUACAUUAUCGGCAGAGGGAAGUGAGGUAUUAGCGACGAUUUUAUCACGACAGACAGAAAUUCUCGAUCGCGUAGCGAAUGCGUCGGCAUCGGGAAAUGCGGAGACAAGAGUCAAGCUGCCUACUAUUAAAUUACCGCGUUUCGACGGAAAAAUCGAAGAGUGGAAAUAUUUCUACGACAAUUUUCGUUCUAUUAUACACGACAAGUCUCAUUUAUCUAAUAUCGAGAAAUUCCAAUACCUGAGUUCGUCGAUUUCGGGUGACGCCGCGAAAAUCAUCGAAUCGAUCGAGCUGACGGGACAAAAUUAUAACGCGGCGUGGGAGUUGCUUCAGCAACGAUACGAUGACCCCCGAUCGCUUAAGAAAAAACACAUUGAAUGUCUAUUUUCUAUGCCUACUGUUGUAAAGGAAUCCGCAAAGGCUCUCCGAGAUUUAGUCGAUUAUACUUCCAGACACCUUCGAAUGUUAAAAGUUCUAGGUUUACCCACCGAUACAUGGGACGAUUUGAUAGUACACAUGAUGGAGAAUCGGUUUGAUGUAAAUACUCUUCGGGCCUGGGAGGAAGAAACAGAGACAAGCAAGACGGCAAGCUUAACCGACAUGCUGGGAUUCUUAAAAAGAAAAUGCCAGACUCUGGAACGUAUUGAAUCCAGAACAGCAGACAAGAUUGAAAAAUCGCCUAAGGAUAAUGAGCAGCGUAGCAAAGGACAUUCCACAGCCAAUUUAAAGGCGCACUCUUUGCUCAAGGGUAGCGCGAAUCAAAAGACGUCCUUAGCAGCUUCUGUAAAUUCUGGUAAGUGUCAUUAUUGCGAGGGAUCACAUUUCAUAUAUUUUUGUGACAAGUUUCUAGAUCUAUCAGUUUCGGAUCGAAUCAAGGAGGUAAAGCGACUAAAGUUAUGUAUAAACUGCCUGCGGAAUGACCACUAUGUGAGGACGUGCAGGAUGGGCACUUGUCGAGAAUGCUCACAAAAACAUAAUACGUUGUGCCAUCAGACACCAAAGGAUAAAGACUCGUCUGAAUCUGAAGUCAAGGAAUCCCCUGGUAAAGCUAAUAACGAGUCGAGUGUCAACGUGGCAGUCCAUCAUUCAUCAAGCGAUUUCAAAGAACGACGAAUUCUAAUGGCCACGGCGAUAGUAGAGGCAAUUCGUCGUAACGGUUCAAGCGUACCGAUUCGCGUUCUUCUUGACAGCGCAAGCGAAGCUAAUUUUAUUACUCAAUCGGCUCAUAAUAGGCUAGGUUUGAAACGCACUAGAGUAUCGGAAGUUGUCACCGGUAUAAAUGAGGCCGAGAGUCAAAUCCACAAUGUUUGCGAAGUUCACGUUAAAUCCAAAUGUUCCUCUUUCGAGAUUAACGCUCAAUGCUUGAUUAUACCAAAAAUCACAAAAAAUUUGCCUUCUACGUUAAUUGAUCAUAGCAAGUUGCAAAUUCCGUCUAAUCUUACUUUAGCCGAUCCGGAAUUCUACAAGAAUGGUCCUGUAGACAUGCUAAUCGGAGCAGAAUUCUUUUUCGAUUUACUCAAAGCAGGAAAAUUGGAGAUAGGAAAGAAUCAACUAGUUUUGCAUAACACCACUUUAGGAUGGAUAGUAGCAGGAUCAAUUCCUUCUGUUGCUCUCGAAAGAUCCACUUCCAAUCAGAACAAAAUAACUUGCUCAUUUAAAACCUGCGAAGCAUUGUGCGAUAAUAUGGAAAGAUUUUGGGAGUUAGAACGAUACGACGACACAAAACCGCGAUUUUUGUCGAGCAAUGAGAAAAGAUGCGAACAGCAUUUCGAGCAAAAUACCGAGCGCACAAGUGACGGUAGAUUUAUUGUAAAAUUGCCAUUUCGCGAAGAUGUCUUGCCUAUCGGGAAUAACAGAGAGAUAGCGCUUAAAAGAUUUAAUCGCCUAGAACGCACGCUUAUGGGCAAUACUGCAAUCCGCGACCGAUACACAAAAUUUAUGCGCGAGUACGAGGAGCUUGAGCAUAUGUCAGUCGUAGACAAUUCUUCCAACGAUUUCAAGACUAUCGUCUAUUUGCCACAUCAUGGCGUAUUAAAGGAAUCAAGCAGCACCACCAAGUUGCGUGUUGUGUUUGACGCGUCCGCUAAGAAUAAUAAAGGCGUAGCUUUGAACGAUGCUCUCCUUGUUGGGCCUGUAUUGCAAGACAAUUUGGUAGAUAUAAUCAUACGUUUUCGAUUUUACAAAGUCGCGUUGGUAGCUGACCUGCAAAAAAUGUAUCGCCAGGUGCUGGUCCACUCAAGCGACCGAGACUAUCAGCGUAUUUUGUGGCGAUUCGAGCCUAGCGAGCCCAUAAGAGAAUAUCGUUUGAAUACUGUGACAUAUGGUCAGGCCUGCGCCUCAUAUCUAGCGAUCCGCUGUCUCAGGCAAUUGGCCACGGAAGGUAGCGACCGUUAUCCAUUGGCAGCGCAUGCAUUACUUAACGACGUAUACGUUGACGAUAUUAUUGUUACGGACAAAAAUUUCAAAAACCGAUUUGUAACGUUCCGUUGA